AUGCAAGGUGAUAUCAGAAGGAAAAAAGAUCUUUUACCUCGUUAUAAAACGGGAAGCAAAUAUAAUUCUAGAAGAAAGGGCAGUUAUCUGACUACUCCUAUGAAAAAGAUUAUAGUAUACAUUUUACUGUUAUGCGGCGCCUAUUUCGUUAUAAAUAUUGCCUAUUCUGAUCUGAAUAAGGAAACCAAGAUCGAGUUAGAAAAUCAUUCUUCUGAUAUUUCUGCGAGUGGAAACGAUCAUACUAAUGUUGUAGCCGGCGGUGCAGCUGACGCUACCAACAAUAAACAACCGCAGCAAGCUAAAGUACCUAAAGAAAAGUUCAAUAAUGAAGUCGCAAAGCAACAAGAAGUAAAGAAUUUGGAGAACGAUUUGAAACCGCAAAUUGAUUCAGAAAAGCAGAAGCAGAUAAACAAGGACAAAAAAGAACACAAGCAGCAACUCCAGAAAGAGAAACAAGAUCUUGCCAAGGAAAAAUUGGCUAACAAUGAAAUCCUUGAUAAUUAA
This is a messenger RNA of Saccharomyces paradoxus, 504 nucleotides long. RefSeq lists its product as uncharacterized. NCBI's taxonomy places the organism in Eukaryota, Fungi, Ascomycota, Saccharomycetes, Saccharomycetales, Saccharomycetaceae. The transcript has a single exon. The record is from RefSeq and is a predicted model, not a curated record. The coding region runs from base 1 to 504 and encodes 167 amino acids.